GUUAGACAGUGGCCUAUUAGUAGCUGCGGGAGGUGGGGCUAUGGUGUCAGUGCUGGUCGUCGUCACACGUGAUCUGGCAGUAGUUCCAGGUGGUUACAUCGGGAAAUAGGAGAUCAUGACGCUCAACUGGAGGCUGAGUCUUCUGCUUUUAGCCCUAAGUGGUGUUGUGUGGCUGGCACAGGCAGAAGACGAAGGGGAUGAUGACAUCAAUGUGGAGGAUGAGUUGGAUGCUGUAGGAGAAGGGGAAGAUGAGGGAGAUGAUGAUGAUGGGGAGAAGACCCCUCCCCCACCUGCUCUGCCAAAGGUGGUCUACAAACCUCCAGAACCCAUGGGAGAUCACUAUUUUGCAGAAUCUUUUAACAAGGGAACACUGGACAGUUGGGUGUUGUCCAAAGCGAAGAAGGAUGGCAUUGAUGAGGAGAUCGCUAAGUAUGACGGAAAAUGGGCAGUGGAGGAAAUGGUUGACAGCCGUCUCCCUGGAGAUAAGGGUUUGGUGCUAAAGUCCCGUGCGAAGCACCAUGCCAUUUCUUCUCCAAUGCUGAGGCCCUUUGUCUUCGAUACCAAGCCAGUCAUUGUGCAGUAUGAAGUGAACUUCCAGACAGGUAUAGACUGUGGGGGCGCCUAUGUGAAGCUGCUUUCUCAAACUCCUGACCUUGACCUGGACCAAUUUGUAGACAAGACCCCUUAUACGAUAAUGUUCGGGCCAGACAAGUGUGGUGAGGACUAUAAGCUUCACUUCAUCUUCCGUCAUAAAAACCCCAAAACCGGCGAAUUUGAGGAAAAACACGCCAAGAAGCCAGAUGCAGAUUUGCGUACCUACUACACGGACAAGAAGACCCACCUGUACACCUUGGUACUGAACCCCGACAACAGCUUUGAGAUCCUGGUGGACCAGCUGGUAAUUAACAGUGGGAACCUUCUGAAUGACAUGACCCCAGCAGUCAACCCCACAGCUGAGAUUGAGGACCCAGAUGACCACAAACCUGAAGACUGGGAUGAGAGACCCAAAAUCCAGGACCCGGAUGCAGUCAAGCCUGACGACUGGGAUGAGGAAGCCCCAGCUAAGAUCCCAGAUGAGGACGCUGUGAAGCCAGAUGGCUGGCUGGACGAUGAGCCAGCAUAUAUACCUGACCCAGAUGCAGUCAUGCCUGAGGACUGGGAUGAGGAAAUGGAUGGAGAAUGGGAGGCCCCGCAGAUCCCCAACCCCAAGUGUGAGUCUGCACCCGGUUGCGGCACUUGGGAGCGACCCAUGAUCGAAAACCCAAGCUACAAGGGCAAGUGGAAACCUCCAAUGAUCGACAACUCCAACUAUCAGGGUGUGUGGAAACCCAGGAAGAUCUCCAACCCUGACUUCUUUGAGGAUCUGCACCCCUUCCGCAUGACCCCCUUCACUGCUGUGGGGCUUGAGCUCUGGUCUAUGUCCUCUGACAUAUUCUUUGACAACUUCUUCAUCACAUCAGACCGGAAUGUUGCAGACCGCUGGGCCAGUGAUGGGUGGGGUCUGAAGAAGGCUGCUGAGAGUGCUUCUGAGCCUGGCCUGGUGACUCAGAUGCUGAGCGCCGCAGAGGAGCGGCCUUGGCUCUGGGUGAUCUAUGUGCUGACAGUGGGUCUGCCUGUUGUCCUCAUCUUCGUUUUCUGCUGCUCCGGCAAGAAGAAGACAUCACCUGCUGAUUAUAAGAAGACUGAUGAACCUCAGCCAGAUGUGAAGGAAGAGGGUGAGGAAGAAAAGGCAGAUGAGGAAGAGGAAGGAAAUGAUGAUGAAGAUCAAACUGAGGACAAGAAGAAGAGUGACGCAGAAGACAGUUCAGCAGAGCCUGGAGUUGGAGAGGAGGAUGAGGAGGAGGACGAGGAGGAUGAGGAGGACGAGAAAGAAGCUAACAAAGUUGAUGAGAAACACGAAGACGAUGUCCCGAGAAGAUCUCCCAGAAACAAGAAAGUGAGGAAAGACUGAAAGAGCCCCUCCCCUCCCCUAAACCCCGAUUUUUCCCACCCCUCUGUCACCCACUCCAUCCCACAUCCUGGAUGUCUUCUACCCAGCCUCACAGCAGCGAUGGCUGCGGCGUGACGUGACACACUGUCUCCUUCAAGAUCAGUACAGAACAAUCAAGAACUGGGCCGCCCUUGACAGCUAUCAGAACGAAUAGAACUGGCUUUUUUUUUUUUUUUUUUUUAAAGAAAAGCAAGGGGAGGGGGGGGUUUUACCUUUUCUUAGCACUGCAGCUGACUAACUUUGGAACUUGACCCCUCCCAUCACAUAAACCACAGCUUCUAACCGCCUCAGGCAGUAUUCAUUGCCUGCUGAUUGUUUCAGACACUACAGAUUUAAGUGCAAACCCCUGCGUGUUUUACUAGAAUUUAGGUAGUGCCACGUGUCUGAGUAUUUGGGCUGAACGGCUGUAGAUUUAUGUGAAGGGCCACGUAUCUUAUAUCUUGUGGCCAAAGUUACCUGAAGGCUCUUAACACGGGCUGCGUGAGAUGGAUUCUUUCUCUUAAGGACAAAUCUGUUGGUGUCUUACCGGUGUGGUUUCUCUCAUCUCCCCCAGUCAGAAAUGCUCGUCAAGGUGCCGUUGCAGAUUCAGUGCCCAGUUGACGUGUCAGGACAGAGGGUGUCAUUGACAGCCCUCUUGGUUAGAUUGUAUUGCUGGUGCAGCUGUGGACUGUGGAAAUUACCUGAAUGUAAUGUGAGGGUUUUUUUUAUGAUGCAUUUUACUUUUUCCCAGAAUAUUUGAUUACGUUGUCUUUUGGUUUGGUAAUAAAGAAACAUGUUUGGAGGCUGGUACAAUUCUCUGUGGAGUAUAGUUCAUGGUAACUGUGUCAAAGAUCAGGUUUAUCAGCUUGGGUCAUCCAUAUGAAGUAGGAUGUUGGUGACUUUUUUUUUGGGGGGGGGGGGGUUCCCCACUGUGUACUCUGUUCUCCCCCAUUUGUAGAUGAGUCAGUCCCUGUUUGCAUGUUGAUGUCAUUUCCUGUCAGUGCAGUUUGUCGUACAGGAAAUAACUGUCCAUCUCCAAGGGAGUCUGCAGCCUCCAGGCUACACAUCUACAAUAAAAGAUGCCUGCAUCCUAAA
Molecule: messenger RNA, 3064 nt
Organism: Paramormyrops kingsleyae
Lineage: Eukaryota; Metazoa; Chordata; Actinopteri; Osteoglossiformes; Mormyridae
Gene: canx
Product: calnexin
Biological process (GO): protein folding; ERAD pathway
Cellular component (GO): endoplasmic reticulum; endoplasmic reticulum membrane
Molecular function (GO): calcium ion binding
Source: RefSeq, a predicted model, not a curated record